This is a messenger RNA of Aspergillus calidoustus, 2105 nucleotides long. Lineage: Eukaryota; Fungi; Ascomycota; Eurotiomycetes; Eurotiales; Aspergillaceae. The record is from the annotation of a GenBank genome assembly.
UGUCACGAUCAUCAUCCUUUCUUCCCAAAAUCGCAAAUCAUGGGCUUCAUCCGCGGCGUCUCAGCCGUCACGGCCACGGCCGUGGCCCUUGUCGGUGCGCGGGCUGGUGUCUGCCUGCCCAAGUCCACGACCCCGAGCGUCACGAUCGGACAGGGCGUUGUGAACGGGUUCGCUGAGAACAAUGCAAACGUCUACCUCGGCAUCCCCUUUGCGGAGACCACCGCCGGCGAGAACCGCUGGAAGGCACCCAAGUCUCUGGCCUCGUUCCCCGGGGGUAGCUUCGAUGCGACCGCCUACGGCCCCUCGUGCGCGCAGGCCAUGUCUGGCAACGCGAUCACUGCGCAGAGCGAGGACUGCCUGAACCUGAACAUCUGGACCCCGGCUAAUGGCAAGGGCAAGGAUUUGCCCGUUUUCGUCUACAUCUACGGCGGUGCCAUGGUGACUGGUGGAAGCAGCAAUGCGCAAUGGCAGGGAUACAACUUUGCGCGCAAGGACGUCAUAUAUGUCAACUUCAACUACCGUGAGAGCCUGUAUGCCUCGCCCAAUGCACCUGAGCUCGAGGGGCAGUCGCAGAACUUUGGGAUCAUGGAUGUUGAGCUGGCGCUGCAGUGGGUCUAUGAUAACAUUGCGGCAUUCGGCGGAGACAAGUCGCGCAUUGUCCUUGGUGGCCACUCGUCUGGCGGCGUCCACGUCGACCACUACCUCUGGACACACCCCGAGACCUUCCUCGCCGGCGCCAUCGAAAUGUCCGCAAACGCCCAGUCCGGCCCCGCAGUCACCCCCUCUGGCGUCGGCCUCAAGCAAGUCGUCCAGGACAUGCUCGACGCCGGCGUCUCCCUCUCCUGCACCGCAGAGGACUACACCCUCGACUGCCUGCGCGCCGCCGACACCUACGCCUUCCAAACAACCUACUUCAACUCCACCUCCAACACCUGGUUCUCCCCCGUCGUCGACGAAAUCACCCGGUUCUCCAACUACGCCGACCGCUUCGCCGCAGGCCAGUACCCGACCUCCCUCCCGCUCAUCGUCGGAAACUCCGACCAAGAGGGCGCGAUCUUCGGAUACGUCUACGGCAGCGAGAACACGGAUUUCGCAUCCUGGAUCGGCACCUUUGACGCGGACAUUGCCUUCGUUCCCGAGGACCAGCUUCUCAACGCAUACGACGCGGCCGACUACGCCUCCGUCUCCGCCAUGAGCGGCGCAUCCUACGGCGACGCGCGCUUCCUCUGCGCAACGGACUACCUUCUCGACAUCCGCGCCGCGCACCAACCAACCUGGAUCUACCGCUGGUUCGGCAACUACUCGAACACCCUGCCGAUUCCGAACCUUGGUCCCUCUCACGGAAGCGAGGUCCCCUUCCUCCACGGUGGGAAUGAAUGUUUCGCCGAGCUGAGCGGGGUCACCGACGAGCAGCAGCAGCUCGCGGAUUACGUGAAUGACUGGUUCGUCGAAUGGAUUAAGGAUCCUGCCGCUGGGCCGGGGUGGGAGAAGGCUCGUCCUGUCAAUGGGCCGCUUGCAAGGGUUGGUGUGCCUGGGAGUGAGGAGGAGAUUGUUAUGAGUACCACGGGCGAGUAUAACGCGCGCUGCCAGAGUGUGUUCAAGCCCAAUUAUCCCAACUAUCCCGUUGUCUUGGAUCCCGUGGCGCUGGCUGCUAGUUCUUAGAGGGGUGCAGGUCAUGUGUGAAGGGGUUUACUUUCCCUAUGUGUAUAAUAAUUCCAUAUAGAUUUUUACUUGAUAAUGCUCUGGAUUCACUGGACAAAGGGAUGGAGUUCGAACUGUGCUCAUUUCCUCUUCAAUAGUUGGUCGCUUUGAGUGCGAGCGACCGACUCGUUGUAGGUAUACCAGCUGUCUGGGCACGGCAGGCAAUACGAGAAGGAACCUGCCAAGGAUACUGAUUCUCAUGUGCUGGUGAGAUUUUCGCUAGCUCCAAGCCACGAAGUCCAGAGGUCGCAAAUGUGAUAGAGUCUGGAUCAUGCAGUGAUAGUAAUGCCAAUGGGCUUGUCGUCUUGGAUUCGUGGGUCAGAGACCAGUGAAUUAUCAAAUGUUUAGUCUCAGACAGCUGCCAGUGUUGAUAUACCUCGCCCAUAGACAUAAUGCGAAUAAUG